ACCUACUCGUUAAAAAUGGCGUCGCAGUCAAACAUUUCUUUAAACAUUUCAUUAAAUAUCGACUCUUCUGAACCUGAGAAUGAGUCCAAUCUCGAGGAACAAUCACUAAAAAUACAUGACGAAUCCUUAGGCGUGAGAUGGAAAGCUGACAGACCAUGGUGCAUGAGGUUAAUGGUAUUAAUAUACAAUGAAGUGAAGAUACAGACGUUACUGGCUUGGUGUAAUACACUAGGUGGGGCACAUUCCUCUCUUGGAGAAACCACCCUAAGACAUGCAGCAGAGGCUGGGUUGAUAUCACGUAGACAGUACGAAUUGUCUCAUGAGAAAGGAGACCACGUGAUGAUGUGUAGGUGUCGCCUGUACCUUGCCUUCUCUCACUUGCAACUUAAAAACUUAAAAGAAGCAAAGACUAUCAUCAAAGAGGAGUAUCAUAACUUGAAUACACAAACCUCAGAACCAGACAGAAAAUUACUAAACAUGUGUUUGUCGGCUUGGAACAAGUACAAACAGAUAAAGAAAGGUUCAAAGAAGCUCACUGUAUCAAGUUAAUAAUUCAAGUCCUUGAUUCAUGUGGUACAAGACCUAACUUGUACUUUAGUCCAAAGGUCAUUCAUCCUACAUGCACAUGUACAUGCACAUGUACAUGUACUUGUCAUCAAUUUUUCUAUAAUUACUUUACUAUAACACCUACUCUGAGAGGACAUGCUUUUAAGAAACCCUGUACGGUUAUUAUAAGAGAACCUUUAUGAUUAAACUUUAACGUUAUACGUAAGACGUCCUUGAGUUGUAGCCCUUUCUCUUCCUCUGUGCUAAAACUCAUUCAUUUCUUCACAAGUCUCCCUUCUCAAUGGAUUGAAGUCUUUCGAUGGUAAAAAGGACAAUUGGCAACUGAUAGUAGAGACAAUCAUCACAACCAUUGAUGCGUCAUCAACAAGAAUAAAAUACUUCAUAUUUAGCGAUGGAGCAGGAAUAAGCACAAUCCUUAUUAACUGGCUGCAAUUAGCGCAAUACAUGUACAUGUAUCUUAUAUGAGCACCUCCUCCUUUGAAUUUAAAGAGAGACCUUCUUUAUAUAAAUACAUGCAAAUCACUCGUUAAAUUCUUUUAUUUAUAAUACACGUUUUAAAUGCUGUUACGUAUCAUUUCAUAAUGAGUUUUUAGAAAAGAUGUUGGUAACAUUACAGGGUAUGUUAGUACUUCCUUUGCUUGAAUGGGGCCUGUGUGCUCUUUCUCCUAUCAGAUCUGAUCUUUUGUUCA
Messenger RNA from Amphimedon queenslandica, 1256 nucleotides. RefSeq lists its product as uncharacterized. Bases 16 to 549 code for a protein of 177 amino acids. Lineage: Eukaryota; Metazoa; Porifera; Demospongiae; Haplosclerida; Niphatidae. The transcript is spliced from 6 exons. The record is from RefSeq and is a predicted model, not a curated record.